UAGGUAGAGGCUGAGUGCACACUCACUGCUCCACACAUUAUUAAUGCCUCGCUGUACGGCGGCAGGUUGCUGAUCAGAUGCCGUUCAGCCACGAGAAAGGAUUUACACCACAAACGGAUUUGACAACAUUACCAUCCUCCAUCUCUUGCUUGAUCCUGUGUUUCCUGGGAACUCUGAUAUCUGCCUCUGCCUCCUCGGCUGUGUCUGUCUUAUUGCCUGGGAGUACUGCUUGUGCAUUUGGAUCCCUGCUCCCCAAAAGAUGCUAUAAAUCUGCAGAAUAUUCCGUCGAGGAAGGGAACAUAAUGCAUCACUUUUAAAGGAGAGAGCUCCUCUGUGAAGGGACCAGCUUUGUGGUAUAUAUAAAGCUGACUCAGCGAACCAAUACAAAAGCGUGAGUUUGAUCGAGAUCUUGAAGAAGGAAUUACAAAAAUAGAGACAGAGAGGACAGUAUGAGCCAGUGUUGAAUGGGAUAACUUUUACCAAACUCUGCAUUUAAACAAGUUACUAAUCUAUCUCCGCUAUGAUAUUGGAAAAUAACUAUAAUGGUGGUGUCAUCUGCAAAAGAGGGAUUUGAUAAUCUGACCAGAGAGAGUGCUGCUGCAUCGGCUGCUUUUCGGAGUCAACAUGCAGAUGAUUUCACUCCUCCCUUCCCUUCAUUCUCUUUUGCUCAGCACCUUUAUUGAUCAUUUUAGCAUUUUUACCUUUGUCUAGCUGCGAGCUGGAAUUCAUCUGGACGUAUUUGUUGACGAGACUGGAACUGGACUAACAGACUGGCCCUUGCUGGAUAUUGAGUUUUCUACCUCCGGAAUUCUAUUGGGUGUAUUUGGAUGUCUGAUUGUGAGUGUGUGAGUUAGUUUGUGGCAUUGUGUGGAUGUGAUUUAGGGAACGUCUGCCUUGCCGAGUUUCAACUAUUUCUGUCUUCUUGCUUGGAUUUUUAUUUCGUUUUUUUAAUGUCUGCCAUUCCUGGCCGGCAUUUUGCCUUGUGCUGCCCAUGUCUGCCGUGUGUCCGGCCUUGGGGUUAACCCUUAGUGUGCCACAGGGAAGAUGAGUGACAGCUCUGUGAACAACUCUGGGGCUAUGGUGUUGGAGGAGCCCGAGGGACGGGGUGGCUCUGGUGGACGUGAACAAGGCCAGGCCCCUGUGCGUGGUGGGGUAUUAAGGUGUGGGACCUGUGCCCUAUGGCCUCGCCAGCAGACCUGGCUCUGCGUGGUUCCACUUCUUAUCGGCUUCAUAGGCCUAGGGCUCAGUCUGAUGCUGCUCAAAUGGAUUGUAGUGGGUUCGGUGAGAGACUACGUGCCUACAGACUUGGUGGACGCCAAGGGAAUUGGCCAGGACCCCAUAUUUCUGUCCAAGCCUAGCACUUUUCCUAAGGGAUCUGACACCACUACCACCACCAUUACCCUUGGAGUAGUCAGCUCAAUCAGCCCCACUGUCACCACAGUGGUGCGGGGCAGAACUCGAACAGGAAGCCCCUCAAACAUACCCGCUAGAGGUGGCGGGGCAUCAGGCAACCAGGUGACACAAAAGAGCCCUACACGCUCUGUCACACACAAUCCCACCUUUACAACUACCGUGGCCUCCACCACCAUGUCUACUGUCCAAACAUCCACCUCAAACCCCUCUCCCUCCAACCCCACCGUUCUAAACGACUCCACCCAAAUGUGGACCAGAGAGCAGUCAUCCACUGAGAGGCACGUGACCACACCUGGACGAACCCAUGUCAGCCGAAAGACACCAUUGCCAACUCUACCGCCUUUGAAAUCUGAGCAUUUCAAGCCAUGUCAGGAGAAAGACCUGGCCUACUGCCUGAAUGACGGGGAGUGCUUUGUCAUCGAGACCCUGAGCGGCCCACAUAAACACUGCAGGUGUAAAGAGGGUUUCCAGGGUAUUCGCUGUCACCAGUUCCUGCCCAAGACUGACUCCAUUCUGUCUGACCCAAUGGAUCACUUGGGCAUUGAGUUCAUGGAGAGCAAGGAGGUGCACACAAGACAAGUGAUGUCUAUCACAUGUAUUGCCAUGGGGAUCAGCUUUCUAGGCACCCUCUGUAUGGCUCUCUACUGUCGGAACAAGAGGCGGAGAGAAAAGCUCCAGGCCCACUUGAAAGAGAGCCGCAGCCAGAAAAACUACAACCUCAACUCUUCCAGCCUGGCCCCCAAACCCAGCCUCAGGCUACAGCAAGGCCAGCAGCUCCAGAAAUAUUAUAAACCCACAAAGUCCUCCCCACCAUAUGGAGGCACUGUUCGAGAGUCCAGUUUCACGCAGAACACUGCUUCCUCUUCUUAUCCACAGGGCAAACAUCCCAGGAGCAGUUCUCUCUCUCACAAUCCAGAUCAAAGUUGUCAUCCUGCUCUUCGGUCUGCCUCCCGCAAAACUCCAACCAUAACCAGAGGAUGUCUCAAUGCCAUUGGAGGAUCACGAGAUUCUGGUCCCGCCUACCAGCACUUGCAGGAAUUAGACAGCUCAGAGAGGGAGUCAGUGAGAAGGAACAUCUUGGGCCCAGUUAAUGACCUACAUCAGGACUCCUUUUACAAUAUGCAAGCUUCACAAUCCUCUAAAUCAUGGAGUGACCACUUAGACCACAGGUCAGCUAGGAGCCUCAGAUCAGUCGCCCCUAGCCAAUGUCCUCCUGCUCCCUACCGACCCUGCUCUAUCCCCAUCAUUCCCUCUGUCCACUCCUACCAGAACGAGGUCUCCUGUAUGCAAACAUCCUCUUCUAAUGGAAGCAGCCACAGUUCAGCUUCCCUGGAAAGCACAGUGGAUGGUUCUGCUGUCAUUCAACAGUCUAACGCAACAAUGUCCAAUCGAGUGUCUGGUAGACGAGCAGAAGUGGCCUUUUUACUAGACAAGGUUCAGGAACAGCUCGGAGCCCUAGCACAUGCCCAGAGGAAACAAGAGGACGUCGGUGGCUCCAUUCCUCAGGGAGCCAAAGAGACUGUGUGCAUCCUUUUAGCAAAUGGGGACGAGCAAGGUCUAGUGGCCUCUGUUGGCCCCACAGAGACUCAAUUAGUGAGCCCGAGAGACACACACAAAUAUGCCACAAAGACUGGCCAAUGAGAGCGUUUGAGAUGGGUCAACCAGACUAACCACAAACAUCACUCAUGUUUCAGACAGCAGACUUCAGAUUGCUCUGCCAACCUGGGAUACAACUGAACCAUGCAAUGUUUGUGGACUUGCUGUGAGUAGAAGUAUGGGAGGGUGACAGUCUCAAACAUGUGAAAAGAUCAUUUAUUUAUAUGCAUUUAUUUAAGGAGAAACUUCUACUUAGAAAAAGAAACCAAAUAGUCUCUCAUCUCCAUGGUGUUUUUAACUGUAUAAAAUUUACAUAAAUAUAUAUAAAUGGAUAUAAAUAUAUGAAGUCAAAUUGCUGGCCAAGUAAAAAAGAGGAAUAUGGGAAUGAUCAGCUUUUUUAAAUGUAUGAGCUCCUCCCCAUCUUUAAAGACUCAAUGCUUGGUGGUUAAAAAAAUAUAUAUAUAAAAAAAAGGAAUUGUUUUUUCACUUGUUCCACUCCAUAUUUUCAUCCAAGCUGAGCUUGUCCAACACACAAUCUUGUGUUUUGCACCUGCAGCAUCUAAGUUUGCCAUCACCCAUCCAGUCACUGUCCUCUGCCCUGCCAAGGAAUAUGGCUUCAUCUGCCUUGAGAACAGUGCAAACGGAACAUGGAUUACAAUCAGACAAAACUUCUAUAGAUAAUCAUAUAGAGUCAUGAGGUAACUGAUAGUUAAGCACUGCCUCCAAGUAAUUGAUUGGAAGAAAUUGGUGUGUCUGUCAGUUUGUGGAGCAAUCUGCAUUGUUUUCUGUGCCUCAGUGUGCUCACUCCUCCUCAAUUAAUUUUGGUUCAGAUAAAAGCAAAGAUAAGCUAAGUGAACAGAGCACAUCAUACUGCACACCACCUGAGAUGCACAAAUGUAACAUUGCCUCUCUGAAUGGAGAGAGAUGAUUCCUGCACAGGAUAAGAGUGGGCAGGCUCAAACAACACGAGGAGCUUCUGUGUUUUUUUGUUUUUUUUCUAAUGGAAUGAACUGCUGCUUUAUGGAGAAGGAGAAGGUGGGUGAGAGCAGUGGUCACAAUGAGUCUGUAUGCUACCUUUGGAUUGGGAUAUACUAUUUCUGUGAUUUUUCUACCAAAUGUGGUUAGAAAGAAAAAUUAACUAUGAAUCGUUGGUGAAGCUGUUUCUUUGUUUCUUAUGUUUUUUUGUUUGUUUGUUUGUUUGUUUUUUCUGAUCCACAAUUCACACAAUUGUGCAUGUUGAUGGUAUUGUUUUGCAGAGUUAAGCCAUGAAGAUGAACAGUUAUUGGGUUUGGUAACAGUAUUUGAUAAAUAUCACAAUUGUAUUCAAAAGUCACAUGCCCUGAAUGAUUUACAUUGAGUAAAAGGCAUUAUAAUUGACAAGUCUGCUUAUUCCAGCCUAAACCUUGGUGUAACAACUUAAAAAAACAAAUGAAUGGUCUGCUAAGUUUAUAGAUCAGUCUAAAUAGGACUGUUUUGGUAUGGUCAAUGGCUGCAUUCAAUCCCGUUGAGUGGCUGUUCAUGCUUCUUUCUGAAUUCCUGUAUUUUUGUUUUAAUGUGCUGUUGUUUCUCUUUAAACACUUUUUAAGAGUGCCAGAUGUGGCUCUGUUUUAUAUCCUUCUUUGUUUUGAAUGCAUUUUGAAUUUAUCUAUCAUCAGAGAAGCUGUAUCCACCCUGCCAAGCCUAACCCAAGGCCAAGAUAAAACAAAACAUCUCCUGUUAAGAAAGCAAAGAAAAGGUUAGUGUGUGGCAAAAAGGGGCUAUAAGGGUAGACAGAUAAGAGUCUUGCAUGAUUUUAUAAGACCUUUCCGUGGCAGAGGCAAUGCCCCCAUCAGUGAAUAGCUACGUGGACAGCAUGUCUGUAAAGCUAUAUUAUAAAACACCACCACCAUCAUGUGAAAGGGUGCUGUGAUGCAUCAGAAAAACCUUACUGUAAAUGGUGAUCUGGGUAAUCUGGAUAUAUUUAGAUUUUAAAGAGCAACAUGCAGGUUGGACACCCCUAUAUAGCAUAGUGUAUGUUGAUGAUAAAACAACUAGAUUUUCUGAACUGGAGUAAUAUAUAUUUAGCCAUUAACGAUAUUUUGAGAUAAAUUGUGAUAAAAUAACUUCCGCGUCUAUAAAGCACUAACCGGAAGUGACGAUGGCCGAGGGAGUCUGGUCAAGUUCAAGCUCAGGUUACAAUGGAUCGAAUGAAGAAACCGAGUUCUCCGGUGUGGACGAACAUGCCUAUGAUAGCCCACAGGCCUAUAAUUAUGAGCCUCCUAGGUGAGAUAGAAGCCAGGGGGAGAUCAGGGGGAGGAACAAUGGGCAGAGGAGAGAAGUACGGCGGGAGAACAGUUUGAAUUGAAAUGCGGGGGAAACGGGAGAGUUGGGCUAGCUUCCUGCCAAUAGCUAUAGCAUUGUGCAAACUACUAAAUUCAUUUCAGAAAGCAGACAAUUACGUUACGACAACCUGUCCUAAAGCUCAGUCUCUCUCCCUCUCUCUGUAUUAUUAUACUAAAUAAAUAUUAAAUAUUUAAUAUUAUAAAAAAUAUAUUAUAUAAAUAUAUUAUACUAUUAUUAUUACGAAAUUACACAAAUUAAGAGUUAAAAUAAUUAAAAGUAAGACUUACUCUGCUAAGUGCUCGUUUUCGUUGCACAGAAUGUCUGCUAACGUUAGCACUUGGUCCUCCAGUCCCGCCCAUGCCAAAAUCCGGUGUAAACUUUGACGGUGGACUUGAUUCCAUCGAGUGCACCGAAGGAACAGCAUCAGUAAUCAGCCUCACGUGGUCCUUACUCCGAAAUCCCAUCCGAGACUCCAACAAAUCUCCAGGUCGAUAAUUCUCCGGAGUGAAAUGUGCGCCACAAACGACAGAGUGUGUGGUAACAGACGCGGCAGUGAAGUCUGCUCUCUUCACCUGCACAAAACGCACCCAAGACCGAAAAACCUUGUUUUUCCUAGAAGGAAAAUGAUGGACACGAUGUCCUGACAGGCUGGAAUUCGUGCAACCAGCACAAACACAAUAAUUUACCAUUAUGGCUUCUCUAAAACUCGAUCUAAAACUUUCUGUCUCUCACUACUGCUCUAACUACAUCAACACCCAACAAUGAGAGAGCUGACCGCGAGCUCUUUUAUUUGCCUCGCCCUACAUCAUAUGACGCGUUGCUAUAGCGUGAAAGGUGUAUUCCAGAGCCUAGCACAUUUUCAUCAAAAUCUCUACAUCAAAUGAGAUUUCAUUAGUAAUUUCUACAUAUGUGUUUUUAAAAGACCUCUGCAGACAAUAUAAAGUACUAAUUCAGUUAUAAAUUCAACCUGCAUGUUGCUCUUUAAGGGUGGAUUAUAAUACUUUAUUAAUGAUUUAAAAGGUUUGGGUUAGUCAUGGUGCAUCUAUGCAUAUGUUAAAAGAAAAGAGGUUUGGAUGUCCUUUAUAUUUUCAUCCUUACUUAAACAUUUGUCUAACACAUACAUAAGUGUUAGUUAAAGAGUCAGUUCACACAAAAAUGAAAAUGUUCUCAUCAUUUACUCACCCUCAUGCCAUCCAAGGUGUGUAUGACUUUCUUCAUCAAAACAUAUUUGAAGAAAAAUAGAAAAUUAUCUUAGCUCAGUAGAUCCUUAAAAUGCAAGUGGAGAACAAGACAGUCAGCAUAAAUGUUAUCCAUAUGACUCAAUUGGUUAAAUUAGUGUCUUCUAAAGUGAAACGAUUACGCGUGCUGUGAAAAAGAUAAAUAAUUAAGUACUUUUUAACUAUAAAUCAUUACUUCCGGUCAGCAGCAGUACGUGCGUGUGACGUAAUGACGUUGGCAUGUUCAUGCAAGAACAGACGCAUGUGCGACACACCCAGAAGAGCAGCGCUGUGUACAGCUGUGUAGGAGGAAUGCUGUACAGAUGAUCUGUUGGUUUUGUUUAGACCUGUGUCUGUAUCUGUUUGUUUACUCACAAUGAGGCAUUUCUUUGCACUUAUCCUUGAUGUCUCAACCGAAAGAAAAACGUCUAUUUGCAUUUUGAGGACCUAAUGAGCCAAGAUAUUUUUUUAUUUUUCUUCAAAUGUGUUCUGCUGAAGAAAGAAAGUCAUACACUCCUGGGAUGGCAUGAGGAUGAGUAAAUGAUGAACGUAUUUUCAUUUUUGGGUGAACUAUCCCUUUAAGUCACAAAAAUAGUGAUGUAAAGUGUUUAAAACUUUACAUAUGCAAAAAAGAUGAAGCCACAUUUCUAAUUGAUCUAUAAAAUAGCAGACUCAUUCAUAUCCAGGUAGCAGCAAAUAAACUGUUCUUUAUCUGUUACAGCUGAAGAAUGUUCAUUUUAAAUUGAAAUGAUGUGGGGAUAGUGUUUCAUUUGAACUGGACCAUAUUUUGGACACUGGUGCUUAAGUAUAUUGGAAAUAUAUUUUUGCACAGUAAUCACAAUUUAUGGGAUUUUAUGCUGUCAUGCUGACUUAUUACAGACAGUAAGGUACAGCAUUUGUGACAACUUGAAACAAAUACUGAAGACAAUACACUGAAGGGAUAUCUUUGCAAGACCUGUCUUGACAGUAUGCACACACUGAAAUUGUCAAAAAACACAAAGUGCAAGUGAAUCUUCAUAGAUCUGUAUAACAGCCCCUUGACAUGUACUUCAAUAUGCAAUUUCAAAAUCGAGAAAUGAAAUUUCUGUUCAUUCUUGUGAGAAACUGCAUUAUU
Messenger RNA from Xyrauchen texanus (razorback sucker), 7662 nucleotides. RefSeq names its product pro-neuregulin-3, membrane-bound isoform. NCBI's taxonomy places the organism in Eukaryota, Metazoa, Chordata, Actinopteri, Cypriniformes, Catostomidae. Gene Ontology annotation, molecular function: chemorepellent activity. The transcript has 9 exons. Gene Ontology annotation, biological process: intracellular signal transduction; nervous system development; animal organ development. Bases 1045 to 3054 code for a protein of 669 amino acids. The record is from RefSeq and is a predicted model, not a curated record.